CACUGCCACGCAAAGGACUACCAAGGUAACGGCAGAGAUUUGAUUUCAUGGGACGGAGAAGAAGGACCUGUCAAAGUUUACGAUGUAGUCAAAUGUGUAUAAAAAUUCAAAUAAAGUUGACCAGCAAGCAGUUGUUGGAUAAAUAAUCUCAUUUAAACUGGAUCAUUUGAUCGCGGUCCUCAAUUUUCGCUGUCUUUUAACAGAAUGGGGGAAAGUAACGAUGAAAACAAGUGUAUGUAUCCCGCAAUUGGGGUUGAAAUUCGUUCCCGUCUGCAGCAGUUUGUGGAAGAGAGGAUGCAGAACACCAUGCUGACAGGUGUAUUGAUUGGCGCUGUGGUGGCUGUGUUUCUGAUAGGGAUCUCUGUGCUUUUUAUCUAUCGCAGAUACAAACUGGCAAGUCAACAGGCUGGUGUCCCUCGCUAUCGCUUCAGGAAAAGAGAUAAAGUUCUCUUCUACGGCAGGAAAAUUAUGAGAAAGGUCCAGACAUUGUCCUCUACACCAACCUCCACUUCAGUUUCUAAACAACGCUCACGAAAGAGGCCUAAAGUUUUAACCAUUGCUCGCAGGAUCCUACGGAUCAGAAAGGAGCCGCCCACGAUACAGCCCAAAGAGCCCCCUCCCGCCCUCCUGGAGGCAGACCUUACUGAGUUUGAUGUGCAGAACUCAAACCUGCCCUCUGAAGUACUGUAUAUGCUGAAAAACGUCAGGGUACUUGGUCAUUUCGAGAAGCCCUUGUUUCUGGAGCUGUGUCGGCACAUGGUGUUUGUGGAACUGCAAGAAGGGGAGGGGUUGUUCAAACCAGGAGAUGAUGAUGACAGCAUUUAUGUGGUUCAGGAUGGACAGCUGGAGCUUUCAAUCCAAGAAAUUGAUGGCACAGAGCCUGUGGUGAAGGACGUGUUGCCCGGGGACAGCGUUCACAGUCUGCUCAGCAUUCUAGACAUCAUUACGGGCUAUCCUGCUCCGUAUAAGACCGUGGCUGCUCGUGCAGCGGUCAGGUCCACCAUAUUGCGACUGCCUGCCUCUGCUUUCCAGUCUGUGUUUGAGAAAUACCCGGAGACACUUGUGAGAGUCAUACAGAUAAUCAUGGUUCGUCUGCAGAGAGUCACUUUCCUGGCACUCCACAAUUACCUGGGACUGACAACAGAGCUUUUUAAUCAGGAAAGACAAGCAGUGCCUCUCAUUGCAGUCAACAGUGUGCUCACAGAGGGAAGUCCCAGCAGAGUCCCGCGCAGACCCCACGCUCAGUCAGCACCAGAUGAUGAGCAUCUGCAGAGCUCUGGAGACCAAUUUGCCGAUACAGAUGGCGGGCAAGGGGGCGCUAUUGAAAACGCAUCUGAUGUUGUGCGACGGUCUCGCUCUGUGUCAAUGCCUGUAGACAGCACAGGAUUGGCUGGAAAUGACCUAAACAUGGCCUACGAACGGGCACGUGUCACCAUAGAUGAUCCUCCAUCCAGUCCAGUCGCAUACAAGUCCAUUCUGAAGAAGAGCGUAACUAUGCAGCAUGCUCCUUCCACCGUGAUUCAUUACACAGACAGCGCACCACACUCAGAUGUGCCACCCAGUAAAGUGGGGGCCAUGUUUCAGGCCGCCAAGAAAGACCUGCUGGGGUUAAUUCAGCUGCAGGACCCCAGUUUGCUGGAGGGCAGAGUGACACUGCAUCAGGUUAAGGCUGGAUCUGUUGUUGCUCGACAAGGCGAUCAGGACGUGAGUUUGCAGUUUGUGAUCUGUGGCACACUGCAUGUGUAUCAGCGGAUGAUCGAUAGAGAGGAGGAGACCUGUCUGUUUGUGGCUCACCCAGGAGAGCUGGUGGGUCAGUUGGCAGUGCUGACAGGGGAGCCAUUGAUUUUUACCGUAAAAGCGCAACGGGACUGCAGCUUUCUGGCCAUCGCCAAAACGCACUUCUACGAGAUCAUGAGAGCUGAGCCCACAGUAGUUCUGAAUGUAGCUCAUACUGUCGUCAGAAGGAUGUCACCGUUCGUCAGACAGAUUGACUUUGCCCUUGACUGGAUGGCUGUGGAGGCAGGCAGAGCUGUUUACAGGCAGGGUGAUAAGUCGGACAGUACUUUUAUAGUGCUCAGUGGCCGUCUACGUUCCGUCAUCAUGAAGGAUGAUGGGAAAAAAGAGCUGACUGGAGAAUACGGCAGAGGAGAUCUCAUCGGAGUGGUGGAGGCUCUGACCCAUCAGAACAGAGCGACUACUGUUCAUGCUGUUCGAGACUCAGAGCUAGCCAAACUUCCAGAGGGAGCUCUCAGCUCAAUCAAGAGGAAAUUCCCACAGGUAGUCACAAGACUUAUUCACCUGCUCGGACAGAAGAUCCUCCAACAGGUUAAUGGUCCUUUGACAGCACGCAGCCUCGCUUUGCACACCCCUGGCAGUAAAUGGGACGCAGGGAACCCAGCUUCAAAUCUCUCCACCAUCACUGUGCUCCCCGUGUCAGAAGAGGUUCCUCUGACCGCCUUCACCCUGGAGCUCCAGCACGCCCUUCUGGCUAUUGGAACCACUCUUCUCUUGACUAGUGACAUCAUCAAACAGCGCCUUGGGACUGCAGCCUUAGACAGCGUGCGUGAGUACAGAUUGUCGAGUUGGUUGGGUCAACAGGAAGACAUCCACCGCAUUGUCCUGUAUCAGACAGAUGUGUCCCUCACCCCUUGGACUCAGCGCUGUAUCAGACAAGCAGAUUGUAUCAUCAUCGUGGGACUGGGCGAGCAGGACCCAGCUGUGGGAGAGCUGGAGCGUAUGUUGGAGGGGAGCGCAGUGAGGGCACAGAAACAGCUGGUUCUGUUGCACCGUGAGGACGGCCCUCCUCCCAAAGGAACAGCAGAAUGGCUGAAUAUGCGAAGCUGGAUCUCCAGACACCUUCACCUGUCCUGCCCCCGCAGGGUUUUCUCUAAGAGGAGUCUGCCGAAACUGAUAGAGAUGUAUCAGCGUGUAUUCCAGAAAUCCGCCGACCGCCACUCUGAUUUUUCUCGCCUGGCCCGCGUUUUAACGGGCAACACCAUCGCCCUGGUGCUUGGGGGAGGAGGAGCCAGGGGUUGUUCUCAAGUGGGCAUCAUCCGAGCAUUGAAUGAAGCUGGAAUCCCUAUUGAUCUGGUGGGUGGCACCUCUAUCGGCUCUAUGAUGGGCGCUCUAUACGCAGAGGACCGGAGUUAUAGCCGGAUGAAGAUCAGGGCCAGAGGGUGGGCCAUGGAAAUGACAUCUGUGUUUAAGAAAGUGCUGGACCUGACCUAUCCCGUCACUUCAAUGUUCUCUGGAGCUUCAUUCAACUCUAGCAUUAAUGGUGUCUUCAAGGAUAAACAGAUUGAGGAUCUCUGGAUCCCAUAUUUCAACAUUACCACGGACAUCACCGCCUCCGCGAUGAGAGUGCACACUGACGGCUCUCUCUGGAGGUAUGUACGGUCCAGCAUGUCCCUUUCUGGGUACCUGCCACCACUGUGUGAUCCAAAAGACGGACACCUGCUCAUGGAUGGAGGCUACAUUAAUAACCUGCCGGCGGAUGUGGCGCGUUCUAUGGGUGCCAAGGUUGUGAUUGCCAUAGAUGUGGGCAGCCAAGAUGAAACCAACCUCACCAACUACGGUGAUGCCCUCUCGGGCUGGUGGCUGCUAUGGAAACGCCUCAACCCACUGGCUGAGAAGGUCAAGGUUUUGAACAUGACUGAGAUCCAGGCACGGCUGGCGUACGUAUGCUCUGUGAGACAACUCGAAUCUGUCAAGAAUAGCGACUACUGUGAAUAUAUCAGACCUCCAAUCGACAGAUACCGCACGCUCGAGUUUGGCAAGUUUGAUGAGAUCAGCGAAGUGGGCUACCAGCACGGGAAGACAGUGUUUGACGUGUGGUGCAGAAGUGGGGUGGUAGAAAAGAUGAUGAGGGAUAGACAUCAGGAGGAAUUUCACAAAACACAGAACCACAAUGUGGUGACCUGUCCAAAUGCAUCCUUCACCGAUCUGGCUGAGAUUGUCUCACGGAUCGAACCAGUUAAACCUGCUGUCAUGGAUGAUGAAUCCGAUUAUCAUACAGACUAUGAAGAAGAGAUAGCAGAAAGUGCUCUGUCAGACAUGGAGCUCUACUCCCAUCACAGCGAGCACACAGAGGAGGAGCUGACCGCAGAUACGGAUGAAGAGUUGGAGAGGACUCACAGACAGCGUGUGUGGUCCGACACGGAAAAGGAGGCGCGUGUCCUCCCAAACUCCGCAAACCUUAAGCCCCUCCAGCCCUCCAAAUCAGAAAAGCACUUGGCCAAAAAACACUCCUGACCCUCGAUCCCUUCCAGAGUAUAAACACUGACACUCCCAAGAUUCGGGAUUAAAACCUGACAUUCCAAGUUCUUCCUGAGGUUGAGAAGCAAAAACGUUUGUAUUUGCAAUGGCUUUUUCCAUGUUCUAUUGCAAAGAAAUCCAAAGAAAAAGUCUUUCACAGCACUGUUUAAGACGGAUUUGCCAAGUAACGUGGCAUGAGGUUGUAAAUCAAGACUAUCCCAGUGUAUCAUCUUUGGAGUCGCUGACUGUGAACUCUGCUGGAAAACAUUCGGAUUGCAGUGUCAACUUUACUUAGUCUUGAAUUACAGAUGGAGGAGGAAUUCACAUGAGAAAGACAAUCAAUUUCAAUGUUGUAUUUAUAAAUUGUCGGAUUUAUCGGAUUGCUUGAACCGCAUUUCUUUCCACCAUAAAAACAGCUAAAGAAGAGCGCAAAGACAAGUAAGCCGUCAAAAAAGAAAAGAAUGUGAUAUUGACUGAUGCUUGUAAGAGGUCUCUAUUUAUAAGCUCCAAUGACUGAUGUUGUUUUUGUUUAAUCAUCUCAGCAACAUCCUGACAAGUUGAUUUGUAUAGCUUGUCUAUUUCACACAGACGAUGCUUUACUGAAGAAGACUUUGUCUGAUGUGGACUGUAGGCAGCUUGGUGACAGAUCUGAUCUAACCAGAAUCAUUUAUAACGCAGAAUGUCUCAGAUGAAUUACCCUUCAGCAGUGUGUGAUCAGACAAAAUGAAAGCAGCCUAUCAGUGCAAGACUUUAAAAUCACGUCAUUGUUAAAUGUUAACCGUAGUGCCUUUUGAAUAAUAUUCUCAAACACUAAUCAUUAUGCCAGUAUUGAUUUAUGUGCUAGUGUGUUAAGCACAUGUUGAUUGUAGAUUAUGUUUGAGCAUGAUGUCAUUUUUCUGAUUAUGUCACAUUGACUAACAAAAGUGCAUGUGGAGAUUUCUGGUUCAUUCAUUUUGAUCGUUUGUGUGCCAACAUUUAUGUAUAAAUAUGUUGUUAUAACAAUAUGCUAAUAAUAAAGCUACAAUUGUUCAGACAUCAA
Molecule: messenger RNA, 5293 nt
Organism: Paramisgurnus dabryanus
Lineage: Eukaryota; Metazoa; Chordata; Actinopteri; Cypriniformes; Cobitidae
Gene: pnpla7a
Product: patatin-like phospholipase domain containing 7a
Biological process (GO): lipid metabolic process
Cellular component (GO): endoplasmic reticulum
Molecular function (GO): phosphatidylcholine lysophospholipase A1 activity
Source: RefSeq, a predicted model, not a curated record